Funneliformis geosporum is the source of this 371-nucleotide messenger RNA. Lineage: Eukaryota; Fungi; Glomeromycota; Glomeromycetes; Glomerales; Glomeraceae. The record is from the annotation of a GenBank genome assembly.
AUGAAGGUAGGUCAACUCAAAUAUAUAGAUAACAAGCAGUUCAUGAAUAGUAGCUUGGCCAGUUUUACAAAAUAUUUGGGUGAUAACUACCCAAUAACAAACCAAUAUUUCAAAAAAUUAAGUUAUACAGAAGAGCAAUUAGCAUUAGUAUAUCACAAAGGAGUUUAUCCCUAUGACUAUAUCGAUUCUCAUGAUAGGUUUCAGGAGAUAGAACUUCCUCCUAUUUAUGAAUUUUAUAAAUAUUGUGAACUUGAUCCCAGUCACUAUGUUUCUGCCUCAUCAUUAUCCUGGAAUGGAAUGUUUAAGAUGUCAGGAGUUAGGAUUGAACUUUUCACAAAUAUGACCAUGCAUGAUUUUAUAGAAAAAGCAAA